Molecule: messenger RNA, 6841 nt
Organism: Ostrea edulis (European flat oyster)
Lineage: Eukaryota; Metazoa; Mollusca; Bivalvia; Ostreida; Ostreidae
Product: neuroglian-like
Exons: 14
Coding region: 2817-4529 (570 amino acids)
Biological process (GO): dendrite self-avoidance; homophilic cell-cell adhesion; axon guidance
Cellular component (GO): plasma membrane; axon
Molecular function (GO): cell-cell adhesion mediator activity
Source: RefSeq, a predicted model, not a curated record
ACAUUGUAAAAUCCCAUGCCAGGACAAACCGGUUUGUAUUCCGAAUACAGAGUGCAGAGUGGAGUGGAAGAUUGGAGAAGGUACAAAAAACAAUGUGGAAAUAUCUAACCGAGUGGGAGUGGAUGGAGAUGAUGUGCAUAUGGUCGAGAAUUGACUUACUUUGACUUAUUCCUGUUGACUCCCGGUGGAGCAUAGGGCUGCAACACCACCACGCCAACGGACUCUGUUAUGGGCUGCUCUCUUCAGCUGAGUCCACGUCAUAUGGUCGGGAUAUGAGGAUCCAAUUAUUUUCCUUAAAGUUAUAGUGGAUCAAAGAGGGGUGGAGGAUGUAAAAUAGCUUGUGAACGCUUCUUCUUCUAUAUGGCUUAUUGGGUAGAUUUGAAACUUUGUGCAAUGUUCCAUUGUCAUUUGUAGAUAUGCACAUUGUCGAGACAGAAGGAUCCAAAUAUUCUCCCAAAACUUUUAGUGGAUCUAUGAGGGGUGGAGGAUGUUAAAAUGGCUUGUGAACGCCUUUUCUCCUUUAUGGAUUUUUCCGAUAGACUUGAAAUUUUGUACAAUACUUCCAUGCCAUUUGAAGAUGUGCAUAUUGCAGGGACAGGAGUAUCCAAUUGUUGUCCUUAAAGUUAUAGUGGAUCUGAGGGGUGGAGGGCGUAAAAUAGUUUGUGAACACUUCUCCUAUAUGGCUUAUUGGAGUUCAUAAGGUCAAUGUUCCUGCCCAUGCUUUCUCUUCCAUACUAUGUAGUACAUGUACAUUAAGGGGAUGAGGUUUCAUUUGGAGCACUUCCAAUUUGGGGAGCUGGGGAGAUAUUUGCUUUUCAUAAAAACAAUCUCUAGUUAAUAAUAUACUGUUACAUCACUCUACCGAUACGAGUUAAUUGAUGCAUAAUUAGAUAGUUGAAAAAAAAUGCCGUCAGUUACAGCCUGUAUUGCUGUAUUUGGGAGAGGGCCUACAUAGGCUAUGCCUGUUGUCCAAUUUCUCAAUAAAAUAUGUUUAAAUUAAAAUUAAGCUGGCAUUGCUUAAAGAAGCGAGACAUACAUCUAAGUACAUAGCAACUUUGAUAAUUCAAAGGAACAUAAUCCAGUAUUGAGAACAGAAAUCAUCUAUCUUUUUAUUAACUACAUGUACACAUUACUAGUUUGACUCAGACAUACUCUCUUUUCUGAAUGAUUAUAAAAAAAAAAUAACAGUAACGUGGUAGUUUAAGAUAAAAAAAAAAUAAUAAUAAUAAUCACCUCGCUACUAGAAUGAUUAAAUGUGUUACUGCAAGUCACAAAACAAUUCCCAAUGAAAGAAGCUCGGACGGGCCGACGGCAUACAUAUACAUUUGUAGAUACACCACCGAAGGCCCGUCCGCGAAACAAGGCUCUAACGGUAACGCGUACAUAUAUGUACAUAUAUAUGUAUGUAAAACGAAAAGGUCAAAAUCAGCUAAAGAAAAGAGAUCAUCUCUACAAUUUCAUGAUCCAUAUGGGCGCCAGCAUUUUUUUUUUUUUUUUUGCCAAUUAGUUGCUUCAGUUGACAGUUAUUCGUGUUUUAAUUUUGGAUGCCAAAAAUACAAGAUUCUAGAGUGUAAUUCGGUAUUUAGACAUAGAAUGUGUUCAAAACGAUUGGUAUGAUUAUUAUUUUAGCAAUUUUUAGCAAAACACUAGAAAGGAAAACAGUUAUACUGAAUAGAUGAAAGAGUUCAUGAGCUCCUUUCAAUAGAUAAUUGAUAAUGACAAAAAAAAACAAAAAACAAAAAAACCAUGCGAAACAUACACUCUUACUUUUUGACUAAUUUGAAAUUGUUGGUUAUAAUUGUUUAUUUUCACCUGUGUUUUAAAUUAAAAACGGAAUGAAUGGUAUUUUUUCACCAAGGGGCGCGUUACGCAAGUUUCACUUACACUUUUGUCAACUCUUGAAAUCACGUCACAAUAUAAUCACAUGAUACAAACAGUCAUUCCUGUUUCCCUUUGCCUUUAAAAGUUCUGGCAACAGGUGAUGCAUCAGGCUCUUUUCAAAGCCCACUGGCACAUUGAUAAGUACAUAUAUUUACCAUUUAACUGUUUGUCUCUUAUUUUACAAGCUUUACCAUAUUUUCACAGCCUUUCUUACUUUUGAUUCCAUAUUUACAUUAAAUCUCCACCACGUGAAUGUCCUACAUUCAUACGCAUAUCACGAAGUAGUUCCAAAUUUAGGAUCAGAAAACAACGAUUGUAAACAAUUCACAGUAAACAUCAAUUUAAUUGCACCAAAAGCAUUUCAUAAUACGACUAAAUAUUUAGUCCAAAAGCUAAAUGCUGGAUAUUAGAAAUUUUUACAAGAUUUGUGUAAAUUGACCGUUGAUAGAGGUAUAGUGCGAGUAGCGCAUAUAAUUCUGUUUAGGGAAUGGAUGAUUGUAUGGUUGUGGUACAUGGAAGCCAAAUGCUACAUCACUAAAGUACACAGUGCUUUUUAUGUCGCUGGCGUUAUAUUACCAGUGUUAAAGGCGGGUCGUGUAGUUAUUCCCAUAUAUUCUCAUUUUAAUAUUUAGAAGUUAGUGGGCGUUUAGCGCAAGGGAAAAUUUCAUAAAUAAUGUACAUGUAUAUUUUCAAGUGAAUGAUUAUUUCUACUUCUAAUUAUUAUAUGACUAAUUAUCACUUGGGACAUGCCAAUGAUCAUUAAUGCUUCGCUCGGUCCAACAGUCACACUGUAUACAUAUAUUAGAUAGUUCAGUGAAAAAUAAUUAAAUUACGUGUUACAGUUGUUAUUUAUAAGUGUGUUGCAGCGAGCGCUAUUUCAAAAUACUAUUGGCGCGCACAGCCAAUCGACUACGUGUGUAAGAUAGUAUGAGUGAAUGAUUGUGAGUUUGUUUAGUCACGUGGUCGCUUUGAUUUACCCCCAUAAGAUAUUUCUGAAGUUGAACCCUCAUGGGCGCUCCAGAGACAUGGAAAAAAUUAAACUUCAUUUUAUAUUAUGCAAGGUGAAGAUAACGAACAGUGAUCAAUCUCAUAACUCCUACAAGCAAUACAAAAUAGAUAGUUGGGCAAACACGGACCCCUGGACACACCAGAGGUGGGAUCAGGUGCCUAGGAGGAGAGGUCUUCAUUUCCUGUGGACUGAUAUCAACGAUUGGACUGGUCUGCAGUACAGAUGUGGAGUAUGGCAUCAACAGCUGAAGAUGUUGGUUGUAGGCAGUCAAACUCGUCUUAAUAUCACCCAAGCAUCUCAAAUUCCUGUAUUUGAUCCUAUUUCCGUCUAUAAAUCUUAUGGCAAGGUCCUAUACAGAGGAGUGGGAGUGCUGAGGUGCAUGUUUUCCGGAUAUCCAGCACCAGACAUUGAAUGGGUUUCUCCUAAUAAGCAAGUCAUCAAGAAUUCUGCUAAAUAUGAAAUCAGUGACUAUGGCAGAAUCUUGAAGAUCAAGGAUGCAACGCUAUCGGAUGAAGGAAUAUACCUUUGUGAAGGGAAAGGGGAAACCAAGUCCAACACCCAAAGCGUAUUUCUAAAUGUCACUUCCUCUCCAAUCCUCGAUACGUACUCUGAACAUCCCCAGAUGAGUGAUGCAUUAGUGCUGGAGGGAAAGGAAGCUAAGUUUUACUGUGAAGCUGUGUCUUUGCCUCAAGAAAAUGACCCAAGCCCACCAACUUGGAAGAAAAAUGGACGUUACUUAUAUAAAGAUGGAAAGAAGUACAUCUUAAGUGACAACAACAGAGUAUUGACUGUGACCAACCUACGCAGGGGCCAGGAUUCUGGUGUUUACCAAUGUAUGUCUGAAAACAGUGAAGGUGUGCUAUUGAAGGAGGCAUUGCUGAAAGUUCUAGGUGGUAGAGCCUGCUAUCCAAUGCAUUGCUUCAUCGAUCUUGGACUGAACAUCAGUGGCAAUAGCAUGCCCAACCUCACUUGUAAUGUUCUCCUGCAAAUAAAGACCUGUGUGAACCAGCUCAUCACUGCAUGUGAAGGAAACGCAGUAAACCUACACCCAACUCUCGUCCAGUCUCUCGAAAGCGGAGCGAAAGCAUGCAGUCAGGGAGGUUCCCAAGGGUGUGAUUUCCAGGCCUGUGACAUCGAUUUCACUUUUCCAAUGGGUGUUCCUAGUAAAACGGAAUACGAGAGUGGAUGCGCUGCAAUGAAUAAUUCUAUCGCAUGUUUGAAUGCUAAAUGUCCUGGAGACAAAAUGGUAGAAGGUUUGGGGAUGGGAUACAACGAGUUCUGCAGAGACUCCAGUAUCAAGACAGGACUCGCUACCUACAAAGAGUGUCUUUCUAACGCAUCUGUUAAUCAGGACUGUCAGAAGUACUUAUCACCAGACAUGCAAGGUGGGGAGGAGGAAAAUGAAGAGGAGGAAUGUCGGAGAAUAUCAAUGUAUUCCACGUGUGCGAAGAAGGCCGUGUCUAAAUGUGGCAGUGAAGAGGCCGCGUCGUUUGCAUCUGAAACUGCCAGAAAAGUUAUCACUCUGAAAUCAAAACGUGAGGGCGGAAUCAUGUGUUCAACUAGUGGCGCUUCUUCAGCAAUGCCGGCUCCGAGGACUCUGCUGUCUGCUGCUCUGGUCACUUUAGCCGCCAUUUUAUAAACCAACAUACCUCUUAUACUGUGGAUGAAUACAGAACAUUCCAAUGACGUGUAAAUCAGUCGGUGUUGACCGCAUUACCACUAGCAAAACUAUCCCCGUCUCUACACAGGAAUUUUUUGUUAUUUGGUUGAGAAAGACUGUUUAUAACAUUGGAGAAACAGACUGCGACAUGAGGCACAUGUUUUCGUAUUUAACAAUGAGUAGUAAAAAUAUUUCUGAUUUAACAGAUUGGUUGAUGGUAUUUCACGCUCGCCUCGACCAGAACUUUUUAUAUCUCUAAUAUCAAGAGUUUACAUAAAAUUGGUAGUCGAGGUUGAUUCUUUAGAACACGCAGAGGGAAUUUUAAAACAUCAUCUACAUUUUACUAGUGAUUGAUUUCUAUGCUAAGUCUAGUGUAUUUGUAUGUGUGUGUACAGAUUGGUGUGUAAUCUUUGUAAGUGCUUUUGUAAGUAUGGUGUGUUUUGUCAUGAAUGGAUUUUCGAAUGUUUUGAGGUUUGUAUAUAUAUAAAUUGAAAUUUUUAUAAUACACAUGCUUGCAUAUUAUCUUUUAUAGUUUUAAGAAUAGUAUGAUUGUGAUUAGGGUUUGUGUUAAUAUUUUUCACAAGUCCUUUGUAAUAAUUAUUUAUUUGGUGCAAAAAUUUUGUUUUUCUAGUUAAAGGUACUCUUACCAAGUAAUAAAUAAUGUUAUAUGUACGGAUUGAAUCAUUGCACUAGGUCACAUAGGAUAUUGUUCUUCAUCUCAAGGUCAUCUUAAAGCGACAACCUCUCCACUCCUACAAAACAGAUCAUCUUUCUAAAUGAAAACAACCUUUUAGCAUUGUGGAUAAUCUUAUAGUGCGACGAAGACGGAUCGUUUUAAUAGUAUGGGAAUACAAGCUUUUAUUGGUCGAUUGAUUUUUUAUUGUUUAACGUCCCUCUCGAGAAUAUUUCACUCAUGUGGAGAUGUCACCAUUGCUGGUGAAGGGCUGCAAAAUUUAGGCCUAUGCUCGGCGCUUACGGCCUUUGAGCAGGGAUAUAUCUUUAUCGUGCCACACCUGCUGUGAGACAGGGCCUCGGUUUUGUGGUCUCAUACGAAGGACCGCCCCAUUUAGUUGCCUCUUAUGACAAGGAAGGGGUACUGAGGACCUAUUAUAACCCGGAUCCCCACGCCGGGACGAAGCUUUUAUUGUUAUUCAGUAUUGGGGGGGUUUUUUGGGUUUUUUUUUUUAUAAUUCUUUAUUUUCUUCUAUUCUGUAAUAUCAACACAAGUGGCAUAUAUGCAUCAAUCUUCAAGUUACAGAAAAAAAAUUAUGAGAGAGAGAGAGAGAGAAUAAAUAUAUCAAGAGGCUGUUUCAAUUGAAUAAAAGGUUCCAUCCAUUCCAGGUUGUGUCAAAUUUUGUUUUUUCACCAUUUUUAUAGAGGAUGAUGUAUUUCAAGGUCUCAUAGUUCUUUUUCAAUUGAGAUAUCGCUACUAUUAUACUUAAUGUCUUUUCUGUACACCUCAUUGUAUAUAUGUAGUACUUUAACCACAGAAAAAGUGUGUUUUGAAUAUAUUUGUUUGAAUCAAGAAAACCCAGCAAAAAGUUUCUUUUUGUAAUAGAUAACUGUAGAUUUGUAUUUUCUUCAACAUAUGUUUCCAAAGUAUCUAAAAAGAUUGAACAUUUACACAUUCCCAGAAGAGGUGUUCCAAUGUUUCUUCUUCCAAUUUACAAAAUGUACAGCUUUUUGUAUCCUUCCUCUUAAUUUUAUGCAGGAAAGUGUUUGUAGCCAAAAUUAUAUUAAUAAGUCUAUAUUGGAACCAUUGAAAUUUUGAAUUUUUUGUUAACUUAAAUGGUAACUUAUAAAUUGUUCUCCAUUCACUUUCUUCAAGUCCAAAUAGAGUGUUCCAUUUUGUUUUACAGAUUGGUUCAGUAUCGUUAUAGUUCAAUAUAUCAUAAAUAUGUUUUGAUUUCUUACAACAUGCCAAUUUAUAGAUAUUGGGUAAAAUCAAGGAAUUUUGUACCUUAAAUAUAGCCCCUUCAUUAUUUUUUGUUUUCAUCCAUGCUUUUACUGCUUGUACUAUACCCAUAAAUUCUAAAAUAAAAAAAAUAAUUAAUAUAUACACAAGGAUAAAUGGAUGAAAUUUUUUCAUAUGUAUAAAAAGUACCAUCUUCAUGUAUGAUAUCAUUUACAUAUUGUAUGUUAUACUCAAACAGAUUUUUAUUGAAAUAAGUUUUUUUACCUAUGAUAAUGUUUAGAUUAAAAAAAAGUGGUACAUCACCUUUUGCCUUUUCUAUAAGAAGGCUGUCUUUCUGAACUAAGUCUAUCCAAGCAUUAAAGACAUCUAUCCAAAA